AUGCGCUCGGAUGGCCAAUUGCCAUCACCUGGAUUGUAUGAGAUCCGGGGGCCGGACAGGCCACACAAUGCUGCACCUCUUCCUGACGAGGCUGCGACGUCAGCCUCCACCGAGACGCCGAGUCGCACUGGCUUCGUUGGCGACCAGUCUCACCUGGCCGUGGAGUCAUGUGCGAAAAAUCAGGUUGACGCUCUUGAGGCACAUAUUUCUGAAUUGCCAAACAACCUAGACGAAUUCACGCAAAACAUCCUCAGGGCCAGCGAAGCCUUGGUCCUUCCCGGAGAUUCCAUCAUUCGAGCAAUGCACGACUUGUAUCGCGAUCACGCCUUUCAUCGGCUGCCGGUCAUUGGAGAGACGGACUUAUUGUCUCCUGGCCACGGAUCAACUUUGCUCUGUCUGGCGGUUCUCGUGGUAGGGUCUCUCCUCCGACAUCCUCACAACAAGAAAACGCCCGGUCCGCUCGCGUUCCCAUAUUACCGAAACGCCAAGUUACUUCUCAACCUUGAGGUCGAGCCUGACAAUCUCAACAGGCUGAAAGCCAUGUGCCUUCUUAGCUCUUGGAGCAUGUGCACACCAAGUAAGGUCACCUUGGACAGCCCGUGGCACUGGAAUGGGGUUUCAUUGAGGUUGGCCAUCCAGAUGGGUCUGCACCGUCGUACGACAUACAGUGGCAGGUCUGACACCGGCGUUAGUCGACGAGUCUGGUGGACAAUCUAUGGAAACAAUGUGCUGCAAGCCGUAUGCUUUGGACGUCCUCUGCCGAUCAGAGCCGAGGAUUUUGACAUCGAGUUACCCAAGCUGGAAGACUUUCAGACUUUGAAUGAUGCUAGCCUAUGCUUCAUUGAGUUCUCCAAGCUUGUGGUGAUCAUGGCGAGCAUCGUGGAAGCAAGCAUAAAGCGACGCCAUCAAAGUCACUUUGAUGUCACAGACAUUGUCACUGGCCUUCAAGCGUGGGUCCGAGAGCUAAAUCCACGGUUCAAGCUCCAAGAUCGAGGUAGGAGACUGCAGUACUCUCGCCCAGGCUCGGAACUACAUAUCAUGUAUUGCGUUUGCGUCAUUCUUUUUUUGAGUCUACCUGGGAAUCUGCAUCAGAAGAAUGUUGCAGACCAGGGGAACCUUCUUGCAGCCUCCUGCAUUGCUCGCCUCUACGAAGAAAUGGGACAUCGAGACGAUAUCAAUUUCCUGCUCCCAAUCCAUGACUAUUUUGCGAUGGUGGCGGGAGCUCAAUUGAUUGCGGCGCUACGGCUACCUUCGACGCAAUCGGACAGGCUACGGGAAGAUCUGGGCAUCAUCAAAGACAGCAUGUUAGCGACCAUGAGUCUGAAAUGGCCUGGAGCGAAGGCUGUAUUGAUUCGUCUACAGUACCUCGAGCAGAAUGCGGCUUCCACCAUCUGUCCAGAGACAGGGUCGAACGAUGUAAUGGGGCAUCGGGAGCCUGAACGUCCUAUUCAAGGAAGCCACCUCCCCAACCACAUCCUGCAGUCGUUGCUCCCUUUCUCUAACAUCUUUUGCGGGGUUCAACUACCGACCAGCAAUGUUUCCGUGUUUCCCAGCUUGGCCGGACAAGCUGAUCAUCCAAACCCAAACACCUUUGACAUGGUCACUCCAUGGAUCCUGAAUGACGAAUGCCUUGACAUGGAUGCUUUCGACUGUACGACUUGGGUCAAUUUUGACAAUCUAACGUCUCUUGAUCACAUUUAA
Messenger RNA from Fonsecaea pedrosoi CBS 271.37, 1701 nucleotides. RefSeq lists its product as uncharacterized. The transcript is spliced from 2 exons. Gene Ontology annotation, molecular function: DNA binding; zinc ion binding. The coding region runs from base 1 to 1701 and encodes 566 amino acids. The record is from RefSeq and is a predicted model, not a curated record. Lineage: Eukaryota; Fungi; Ascomycota; Eurotiomycetes; Chaetothyriales; Herpotrichiellaceae. Gene Ontology annotation, biological process: DNA-templated transcription.